UUGCUAGUUAUCUAUGGCAGAGCAGAGAAUAAAUUAAAGCAACUACGGAAAAUUAAGGUGUCUGUUUAUCAAAGUUAUGCUUGUGCACGGCUGUAGAUACAACAGCCGAGGAAGGUGACUGGUGUUAUCCGUCGCUUUAAAGAAAUUCUUCGGUUUGAAAAAGAAUCCUCAUAAUUGUUUGUGAUUGAAAUUCGAAUCAAUAAAUAAGUGUUGUUUAUUGUUGCCGUACUAAGUAAUGGAGAAAGAAGCAAACGAACGACAUACGUCUGAUAUGCUGACUGCUGAGAAGCGUUACAACAUUGCAAAAAUAGAAAAUGAAACAGAUGAAGAUAGUAUUGUUGAUGGUACCUUCAUCUUGCCACGAGAGAUGUGGCUUGAGAUAUUCCACUAUUUAAGCCCAAAAGAUCUCUGCAGGUGUGCCCAGGUUUGCAAAUUAUUCAACUCGAUAGCUUAUAGGCAGGAAUUCUGGAAGGGAUUGUACAUACCAUAUUGGACAAAAGGCCUAUGGGAGUUUAAAGAAGCGCACCGUGAUGUUGAAUCUGGACGGCUUCCAUGUUAUCAUACACAUCCAGCAGAAAGGCAGCUCUGUGAUGAUGAAAUGGAGUUCUAUGUGAUUCAUGGUAUUCUUAACCAUCUUCCAACUAUUGGACAUGGGGUUGUCUUACUUUGCAUGUCAGGUGUCAACUUGACAGAUGAUCUUGUGAGACUAAUGCUGCUAAGCUGCCCUAAUCUUGAGACCUUAGAUCUUAGCUACACUUGUAUUUCAGGAUACUUCGCAUUUAGAGGGCUGCACGAAUACAAAUGCUGUAGACGUCUCAAAUAUUUGAGCUUCUCAGGCUGUAGGAAUCUGGUGGAUGAAUGCAUUGUCAACCUUACGAAGUGCUGGCUAUUUUUAGAGCAAACACAAAGUAAUGACGAUCAUAUUACAGGACUCAUAAGUCUUAGCAUGUCAGGCUGUGAGAGGUUAACAUCAGGCUCUAUAAGUGCAUUACUUAAUGUUCCAAAGUUUCUGCACAACUUAAAACAUCUUGAUUUCAGUGGAUGCUUCAGAUUUUCUUCUGAGAGUCUGUGUGAAGUUGCUAAUGUGUGCCCAAAACUGGAACCAAAAAAUUUAUAUUAUUGUCACAAUGUUUUAAAUGGACCAUUCAUGCUGGAAGCUAAUGGUUGUAAUAACUUGGAAAGUGCAAAGCGUAAAUGCUGUAGUUUUCCAGAGUACUGAACAUUUGUUCCAUGUGGGAAUGUCCUUAUUUUUAUAAAUGUGUUAAAAGAUUGUUGUUAUGAGACUGUUGUACCAGAUAUUUUGAUUUAAUACUUUUCAAGUAUUUAUUAUUUCUUGUUAGGUCACCAUAGCAUCUUUAUAUUUAAGGAAGCAAUGUAACCUUCCUUGUGAGAACUGUACUUAGUAUUUAUUUUUUCUAUGUUUAAGUAAGUGCAACUUGGAAGACUACUUAACAAAUUGUCUGGAGAGCUUAUUCACCAGUAAAGUGUUCGUUUUAAAUGUCUUUUUGUACAUAGUCAUUGUGAAUUUUUUUUAUAGAUGUUAGUGAUCGGUAGUUACCAAGUAGUGGUUUGUGUGUGUGUGUGUGUGUGUGUGUGUGUGUGUGUGUGUGAAAUGUGAAA
Messenger RNA from Schistocerca cancellata (South American locust), 1620 nucleotides. RefSeq names its product F-box/LRR-repeat protein 5-like. Bases 236 to 1219 code for a protein of 327 amino acids. The record is from RefSeq and is a predicted model, not a curated record. Lineage: Eukaryota; Metazoa; Arthropoda; Insecta; Orthoptera; Acrididae. The transcript has 6 exons. Gene Ontology annotation, molecular function: protein binding.